UAUACGUUGUGACUGUUUAUUUUUCUAAGAGACCGAAAUACAAUAUUUCCAUUGUUCAAUUUAUUGCAUGUGAAGGAACUCCUAUUUUAUUUUCCGAAUACUAUAACAAAAUCCAAGUGAUAGUUUGUGUGUUCUUUAGUCUAGUGACAAUAUUAAAAAAAGUUUUUCUUUUUCUUUUUUUUUAAACUCCUUCAAUUCAAUAUGACGUUUAGCAGCGCUCAUAAUCAAUUUAUAUUUAAUUAAAGUGCGUUAUGUUCGCGUUUUGCGAUUUAUUCUAUUAUAGAAUGCAUACAGUAUCGUACAUGGCGUAGUUUAGUGCUCCCCUAAGCGUUCUAAAUUGGUUAAAUGCGGUUGUGACGCCCACCGGGCUUGCCUGAAUUUGUCACCUAUCUCACCGACAGGAGAACAGUUUUUGUAUCGUUUUAAAAACAUUAUUACUAAACUAUUUGUGAAACUUCACUGCCAAAAUGAGGCACAUAAUCUGUGUGAGCGAGAAGCAUGGCGGAGGAACAGGCGUGCCUCGUGCGCGCUCGCUCUGACUCGGACUCGCCCAAGAGUUUCGGGUCAAUAGCUCGAACCAUGGCCUACACUGAGGACAGGCUGACUGAUGGCACUGCCGAGCCGGGCACAGUCAGCAUGACUGUCAACCCACCGGAACCUAUGGACAAUGAGAGCGGGGAACUUAUAGACUAUAGCGACACUAGCGCUUUAGAUCAGUUCCAUGAAGACGCGUUGAGACAGGCCGGCUGCGGCAUAGCCCAACUGAAGGUGUACCUGGCAUGCAGUCUAGCGCUCGCCGGCGCGACGCUAGAACUCUCGGCAGUGCCCUUUGUACUGCCCUCGUGUGAGAUCGAGCUGUGUAUACUGCCACAUGAGAAAAACUGGCUUGUGCUCAUCAGCCUGGUGGGGGGCUCGCUGGGCGGCGCGGGGUGGGGGGCGCUGGGCGCGCGGCUGGGGCGGCGCCGAGCGCUGCUGUCGGCGCUGCCCGUCAACGCCGUGUUCGCCGCCGUCGCCGCCUUCAUGCCCACAUAUGGAACGUUUAUGAUGGCCAGAUUCUGCUCAGCCAUCGGCUCAGGCGGUCUAGUGCCGACCUGCUAUUCCUACUGCUACGAGAUCUCACCGCGCCAGCAUCGCCGGCGCCUCCUCUCCAUAUUAGUGAUCGCUCACGGUGUAGGGGCGUUGCUAGCGGCGGCGUUAGCCCAUGCAGUGCUGCCGCCGACCGGCGCUGAUGCGUUGUUAGAUGAUAAGGAGCAUUUCUCAGCGUGGCACAGGUACCUCCUGUUAUGCACCCUUCCGAUCCUGGCUUCGCUGGUGUCCCUGAUAUGGACGCAGGAAUCGCCGCGGUAUUUACUAGAUGUUGGCAGAGAGGUUGACGCUAUGUUGGUAUACCAGAGCAUCCACAGCAGUAACCAGGCUGGCUGGUGCGUGGCUGGCUCGGCGGAGUGCCGGCCGGGGGCUCUACAAUUACCCCCAAAACGGCCCGCGGCUCUACAUCACGUCCGGCACACGGUCAAAAUGUUCUGGCAGGCGUUCUUCCAGCUGUUUUCGAGUUCGUACAGAAACGCUACGUUCUCCCUCGGCGGGUUGAUGCUGUUCUCCAUGGCUAUACAGUUCUUCCUAGCGUCGCACAUACCAUCAGCGGUCCUGUCGAUAGAAAACCAACAGUUCGAAGCCUCAAAAGUCAUAAUCGAAAACGCUACCUACGAAAACCGACAUUUCAACGAAACUCUAGAAAAUAUCGAAUAUAGAAAUGUCACGUUCAAUAAGUGCAGUUUUCGAGAUAUGAUGUUGUCUCAUGUGGCGUUUAGGAAUUGCUCCUUCUACGAUGUAGCGUUUUCUAAUAUCAAGACUUCUUACGCGUACUUCACUGGAUCGCUAUUUGUCAAUACUACCAUAAUAGACACAGACAUAACAGUCGGUCGAGAGAUAGACGCGUGGUCGGAACUACGUAACUCCGUGAUACGAGGCAUGCGGCUCGCUUGCCUCCGCGAGGCGCCUCUGACCUGGCGCCUCGCCGGGGCGUUGAGGGAGCAGGCCCAUGCCGCCCUCGCCACGAUAUUGGCGGGGCUUUUUGCGGCCAUUUUCGCCCCUACACUGGCUUUGGGAGGGAGAUUUUCCCCAAAAGUAAUCCUAUGCGUGAUAUGCGUACUCCUGUCUCCGUCUAUCUACAUAGUGCAGAGCGAGACGGCGCUAUACGUCGCGGAGGCUGUGUACAGGGUGUUCCUGACGCUAGUGUUCUACAUCGCAUGUGUGGGGGCCGUCGAUUCUUAUCCCGCUAACUUGAGAUGCUGUGCGCACGGGCUCAUAAUGUCAGUGGCGUACACGGGCGGAGCUAUAGUACGCGGGCUGUGGGCGCUGCCGCCCGCCGCCGCCGCCAUCUUGACCGCCGUGCUGGCCACAGCCGCCACUGCUUGUGCCGCCCGGCUCAGAUAGAGAUGAGAUGACGCCCGACAACAAUACGGACUGACAACAUUGUACGAGUAUGUAUAUAAACCGAUAUUAGUUACUAUAAUAACUUAUAUAUAGACGGUUAAAAAUAAUAUCAUCACAGUUAAAAAAAGACAGAAAUAGUUAAAACUAAACUUACAUUGAGUGUAAUGUAAUCGUUUUUAAAUCUGGUAUCCCUGUAUUAAAUUAGAAAGUCGUAAUAAGUUAUUUACGAUACAAGUGCGAAAAAGAGGAAAUAUCGACAAAUCUUUUUAAAUUUGCAUUAUCUGUUCGCACGUGCAUUGUACAACGUACUCACAUAAUGGCUUUUAAAAUUUCCGACAUGACAUGUAAAGUGCUCAUUCCCACACUAGUGCGGUAAAGUAGCGCAAAACUGCAAAAAACGCUGCUCCAUCCGACAUCUUGCGAAUUUCCUACUCUUCGCACAUGUAUCUUAACUGUAUCCUUUAGCAAUACUGUCAACUUGCCAUUUCUAAUUAAAACCAAAGUUGUAUGACUGAUUCUAUGAUACUCAAAAAAGUAACUAA
Molecule: messenger RNA, 2975 nt
Organism: Leguminivora glycinivorella
Lineage: Eukaryota; Metazoa; Arthropoda; Insecta; Lepidoptera; Tortricidae
Product: synaptic vesicle glycoprotein 2A-like
Exons: 16
Coding region: 499-2433 (644 amino acids)
Biological process (GO): transmembrane transport
Cellular component (GO): membrane
Molecular function (GO): transmembrane transporter activity
Source: RefSeq, a predicted model, not a curated record